GCCAAACUCCCAUAGACUUAGCAGCACGUCAUAAGGAUGUGAAGGAAGCCUUGCUGGCGUAUAGGGACAAUCCCGAAAAGGUGAUGAAGAUGAAGUACGACUCGAAGGUGGCGGAGUCAGUCAACCUGCAGAGGGAAAACGAAAAGAUCAAGAAGGACCUUCAGGAAAAGGAAAAGGAAAUCAAAUUACUGCGGGACAAUCUCAAGGAGCAGCAGGAGAAGGCGAAGACAGAAAUCAAACAGGUAGAGGAGCAGGUGAAGCAAGCGCAAUUGAAUCAGCGAAGGUGUGAGAGUGAGGCGAGGGACCGUGAGGCAGAGAAGGAAGGUCUCAACGAGCAAAUCGCAGAUCUUCAGGAACGCAAUGCAACUUUACAGGCAGAACAUAAUGAAAGGGUGAAAAGUCUCAAAAGAAGGGAGAAGAGGAAAGAGGAAGAGGCUGCCGAAGCGAGAGGCGAGCUUGAGAGCGAGCUCAGGCGGACGAGACAAAGGAUCGAGGUCCUCAAGAAAAAACUCAGAGAUCAAGAAGAGGAAAGAGAAAUGGACUCGCAACUCGAAGAGGAAGACAGCGUAUUAAAGCGAAUGACUUGGCAGUUCAGAGAACAAGAACAAAAGAAACAAAAACUUCAAUCCUCGGCCUCAGGCAGGAAGAGCAGGGCCUGGGGAGCAGCUGCCAGCGAUGAGACUCAGCCAGCAGCUGCCACGGACGGGGCUAGGGAGCGGCGGGGCGGGAGAGACAAGCCUCAGCAAACAGCUGGCAGCAGAGGCAAGGCUAGGAAAGCACCAGAAAACGACGAGCCUGUGCAGUCCGCAGGCAGGAGGGAAGGGGCAGGGGGGAAGGUAGACAGGAGAGCCAAGUCUAAGGGGCUAGCCGACAGGGACGAGUCGUCACAAGAAGACGACAGGGACGAGUCGUCACAAGAAGACGACAGGGACGAGUCGUCACAAGAAGACGACAGCGACGAGUCGUCACAAGAAGACGACAGCGACGAGUCGGCAGAAGACGACAGGGUCGAGUCAGUGUGAUUUCAUCCAACUUCGUAAAGACCCUGUGUAAAAAUAACGAAUAAAUAUAU
Molecule: messenger RNA, 1072 nt
Organism: Penaeus monodon (black tiger shrimp)
Lineage: Eukaryota; Metazoa; Arthropoda; Malacostraca; Decapoda; Penaeidae
Product: ankyrin repeat domain-containing protein 12-like
Cellular component (GO): cytoplasm
Molecular function (GO): enzyme inhibitor activity; protein binding; phosphatase regulator activity
Source: RefSeq, a predicted model, not a curated record